Molecule: messenger RNA, 1047 nt
Organism: Scleropages formosus (Asian bonytongue)
Lineage: Eukaryota; Metazoa; Chordata; Actinopteri; Osteoglossiformes; Osteoglossidae
Gene: hikeshi
Product: heat shock protein nuclear import factor hikeshi
Exons: 5
Coding region: 199-792 (197 amino acids)
Biological process (GO): protein import into nucleus
Cellular component (GO): cytosol; nucleus
Molecular function (GO): nuclear import signal receptor activity; Hsp70 protein binding
Source: RefSeq, a predicted model, not a curated record
UUCUACGAACCGCCCCUCGGUUCGGAGAGUCCGGAGCGGCGCGCGCUCUGUGGCUUGAGCGAAAGCGAGAUCUAGUGGCUGGAGGGCGCGAGCGCAGCGGCGAGAUAUGAUAUGACGGAGCGGCGAGAGACUUUUUGUUCAACGGAUUAAUUUAAAGAGGGGCAGACAGUCACAGUGUGGUGCUGCGAUAGUCUAGAUAUGUUUGGCUGUCUGGUGGCCGGGAGGCUGGUGCAGAUGGAGGCCCAGCAGGUGGCCAGCGACAAGUUUGUGUUCAACCUGCCAGAUUGCGAGAGCGUUAACCACGUCGUGGUGUUCAUGCGGGGAACGGUUCCGUUCCCCGCCGGAAUGGGCGGCGCUGUGUACUUCUGCUUCCCGGACCCCGCCGCAGGGCCCGUGUGGCAGCUGCUGGGCUUCAUCACCAACGAGAAGCCCAGCGCCAUCUUCAAGAUCUCGGGUCUCAAGACAGGCGUGGGUGGAGAACACCCCUUCGGGAUGAUGAUGGCGCCCCAGAUUCCCUCGGUGGCCCAGGUGGGCGUGUCCGUCGAACCCCUGGAGCAGCUGGCCCAGCAGACGCCUGUGUCUAGUGCCACCGUAUCCGCCGUGGACUCGUUCACGCAGUUCACUCAGAAGAUGCUGGAGAAUCUGUACAAUUUUGUCUCGUCCUUUGCGGUGUCUCAAGCACAGAUGAUCCCGAACCCCUCGGAGAUGUUCAUCCCUGCGAGCUGCCUGCAGCGAUGGUACGAGAACUUUGAGAGGAGAAUGGCCCAGAACCCAAACUUCUGGAAGACAUGAACUUGUGCACCAGUUCCUUUUCGUUCUUUGAAGAACAACAGACAGUGGGAAUGACCCAAACGGCUGGAAGAACUCACCCCUGAAUUUGCUGGAGGAGGAGUGUGUGUGGCGCUAGUUGUACGCUGAUGGGGCGAGGCGGCGUUCCUCUGCACCCACACAUCUCUACAGCUGGUUUUUAGGAUGGAGGAUUUCCUGCCCUAUUUAUGUACAUAUUCAGUAUUCUGUUUCCAUGUGUUGAUAAAGUUGGGGAGAAAA